AUGGCUGGUCAGAAUAUUCUUCUUUUCGGUGCAACGGGCCAAAUUGGCUCGUUCAUCUUAACCGCCAUCCUCUCCGCGAGGACUCAAUUCGGCCGAGUGGCCAUCUUUACUUCCCCACGCACUGCCGAGACCAAAGCCGCGUACCUGGAAAAACUGAAAGAGCAGAAUGUCGAAGUAAUCAUCGGUGACGUCGAAGAUGAGAAUGCUAUCAAGGCUGCCUAUGACGGCAUUGACACCGUCAUCUCAGCCCUGGGCCGCAAUGCUCUCGCCCAGCAAAUCCCGUUGAUCCGUCUAGCUGCCAGUUCCAGCGUGAAAUGGUUCCUGCCUUCGGAGUACGGCACUGACAUUGCGUACGGCCCGGCUUCGGCCCAUGAGAAGCCGCACCAGCAGAAGCUCAAGGUGCGAGCCGUGCUGGAGAAAGAGAUCUCGCGCGCGGACCUGGACUACUCAUACGUCGUGACGGGUCCGUUUGCGGAGAUGUAUCUCCAUUUCACCCCUGGGAUGGAAGAGGCUGGCGGAUGGGAUGUCAAGGCUCGGAAGGCUGUUUUGCUGGGAGAGACGGGGAAGGAGAGGGUUAGUUUGACGACGAUGAAGGACGUGGGAACACUCGUUGUUGCAACACUUCUCCAUUCCACCCCCGAGUCCCGCAACCGUCCUCUCUGCGUCAACUCCUUCACCACCAGCCCCGCUGAGAUCCAGGCUGAAUUCGAGCGCCAGACUACUGGAAAACCGUGGGAUGAUGUCUCCUGUACAUCAGUCGAACGGUUGCGCGAGCUGGAGACUGCGGCUUGGGAGGCCGGGAACCCCGCUGCGACUGUGUUUACGCUGCGGCGGAUCUGGACGGAGGGAGGCACCUUGUAUAAUCAACGGGCGAAUGGGCUGAUUGGUGAACCCAAGAUGAUGUCCCUGGGUGAAGUGGUUGCGAAUGAGAUCAAGCGGGUUUCUUCAUUGUAG
This is a messenger RNA of Penicillium cinerascens, 954 nucleotides long. RefSeq lists its product as uncharacterized. The transcript has 3 exons. Bases 1 to 954 code for a protein of 317 amino acids. The record is from RefSeq and is a predicted model, not a curated record. Lineage: Eukaryota; Fungi; Ascomycota; Eurotiomycetes; Eurotiales; Aspergillaceae.